This is a messenger RNA of Rhopalosiphum maidis (corn leaf aphid), 1137 nucleotides long. RefSeq names its product cathepsin B-like cysteine proteinase. Gene Ontology annotation, biological process: regulation of catalytic activity. Gene Ontology annotation, molecular function: cysteine-type endopeptidase activity. The transcript is spliced from 7 exons. Gene Ontology annotation, cellular component: lysosome. Lineage: Eukaryota; Metazoa; Arthropoda; Insecta; Hemiptera; Aphididae. The record is from RefSeq and is a predicted model, not a curated record. The coding region runs from base 7 to 1137 and encodes 376 amino acids.
GUAUUGAUGUUAUUAUCUGUGAUAUUGCUCAGUGUUUAUGCGACGGAACAAGCAUACUUUUCGCAAAAAGAUUUCAUUAGCCAAAUCAAUGAAGAAGCAACUACAUGGAAGGCAGGCGUGAACUUCGAUCCAAAUAUGCUAAAGGAACAUUUUUUAAAACUUUUGGGAUCUAAAGGAGAAGAAAUUCCAAACAAAAUUAAUCAUAAAAUGUACAAGGUCGAUGACAAAGCUUACGACAAAUUAUCCAGGAGAAUUCCAAGGCAAUUCGACGCUAGUGAAAAAUGGCGAAAUUGUAAGACAAUUGGAGAAGUUCGUGACAAAGAAAAUUGUGGAUGGUGUUGGGCAAUGGCAACGAGCUCGGCGUUUGCCGACCGUUUGUGUGUGGCUACAAACGGAGAUUUCAAUAAUUUUUUAUCCGACGUAGAAAUCACUUUCUGUUGUCAUACGUGUGGUUUCGGAUGUUAUGGUGGUUAUCCGAUAAGGGCUUGGAAACAUAUUAAGACACACGGUUUAGUAACCGGAGGAAAUUACAAAUCCGAAGAGGGUUGUGAACCAUACCGAGUGCCGCCUUGUCCUUACGACGAAGAAGGAAAUAAUACGUGUGCAGAUCAACCAAUGGAAUCAAAUCAUAGAUGCACAACAACGUGUUACAGAGAUCAGGACCUCGAUUACGACCAAGAUCACAGAUAUACACGUAACUACUACCACCUAACUUACGGCAGCAUUCAAAAAGACGUAAUGACUUACGGGCCAAUUGAAGCAUCGUUUGAUGUAUACGACGAUUUUCCCAGUGACGAGUCAGGCGCUUACGAGAGAUCGGAAAAUGCCUCAUAUUUAGUUGGACAUGCUGUAAAAUUGAUUGGUUGUGGUGAAGAAUACGGAGUACCAUAUUGGUUGAUGAUGAACUCAUGGAACGAAGAUUUAGGCGACCAAGGCUUAUUCAAAAUUCGACGGGGCACAAACGAAUGUGGAGUCGAUAAUUCGACAAUUGCUGGAGUACCAACUAAUAAAUUGUCAGUUCACUCUAAUGUCAAAACUAACAGCACAAUGCACGAUAUUGAAAAUUGUGAACGAAAAUUUGGUAUGUCGCACGUAUGUAAGACGGAGAUAACACAUGCGGGUUCUAUGUCCUCUUAG